AUGAAAGUUGAGAAGAAAAAUUGGCCAAACAUUGUUACAUAUAAUUGCUUGAUUGAUUGGUUAUGUAAAGCUGGUAAUGUCGAUAAAACACAUGAGCUAUUCAGUCGGAUGAAUGAGGAACAAGUAGAGCCAGAUGUGGUCACACUCAAUGCAUUGGUUAAUGGUAUGUGCAAAAUUGGAAGGGUCGAUAGUGCAGUUGAGUUUUUUAACGAGAUGAAAGGCAAAGGUCUGGAAGGAAACGCUGUUACUUAUACUGCGUUGAUAUCUGGUUUCUGUGGUGUGAACAAUAUUGUUAAAGCCGUGCAAUAUUUUGAUGAGAUGUUGAGUUCUGGAUGCUCACCAGAUACAAUUGUUUACUAUAGUUUGAUAUCUAGUUUAACCAUUGCUAGAAGGAUGGAUUUGUCACAGUUGAAACAAGUUGGGCUGGGUCUUGAUAGAACUUGCUACUAUGCUCUUUUAAGUGGAUUCCGUAAGAAGAAGAAGCUAGAACAAGUAUCUGAAAUGCUCAACAAGAUGGAAGAAAUUGAAGUUAAGCCUGAUACUGUCACUUACAAUACUUUAGUUUCUUACCUUGGCAAAGCUGGAGAUUCUGCAACCGCUACCAAGAUGAUGAAAGAGAUGAUUGAAGAGGGUUUUGAGCCAUCUGUUUUCGCAUAUGGGGCAAUUAUACAUGCAUAUUGUUUAAAGAAGAAUGUUGGUGAGGCCAUGAAGAUUUUCGAGGAAAUGUGUUCUACAUCUAUGGUUCGUCCCAACAUUGUGAUAUACACCAUUUUAAUAGAUGCUCUAUGCAAAACUAACAAUGUUGAAAAGGCUGUUUCUUUGAUGGGUGACAUGAAAUUAAAAAGUGUCCGGCCUAAUACAACUAUAUAUAAUGUUAUUCUCAAGGGGCUUUGGGAUAAGAGAAUGUUGCACAAAGCAUUUGAACUUAUGGACAGGAUGGUGGAAGAUGCUUGCAGUCCCGACCAUGUAACCAUGGAGAUUCUUACUGAAUGGCUUUCUGCUGUUGGUGAAAUAGAAAAACUGAAACUUUUUGUCGAAGGGUAUCAGGUUGCCUGA
Messenger RNA from Medicago truncatula (barrel medic), 1056 nucleotides. Its product is annotated as pentatricopeptide repeat-containing protein At5g28460. Bases 1 to 1056 code for a protein of 351 amino acids. The transcript has a single exon. The record is from RefSeq and is a predicted model, not a curated record. NCBI's taxonomy places the organism in Eukaryota, Viridiplantae, Streptophyta, Magnoliopsida, Fabales, Fabaceae. Gene Ontology annotation, molecular function: protein binding.